AUGCUCAAGCAUCUCUGCGCCUUGGGUUUCCUCUACACAUACGUCUGUCUCAUAUCAUGCGAGACCGACUUCCACAUCGCCAACGAAACGCGCCUCCUGCCUCGAAAUGAAGACGACUCGCCAAUCAAAUGGGCAGACUGGAAGGCCUUGGCCAGGGAACUCCUCCAAGUGCACGAACGCGACCCAGAUGUGGUCCACCCACGCUUUCUACGCGCCGAGCUUCGCCUCUCCCGCAUCAACACCAUCCAUCGCUUCACCCGCCUCCCUCCCUUCCACCCCUACGUCCGCGGCUGGCACAACUAUAGCAGCCUCUUUCACGAUAAUCUUGCGUGGAUGGCCACUGCCGCUGUCUUCCUGGCCCCGGUGCUGACCGCGAUACAGGUCGGCCUCGCCACGGAGCGACUCCAACAAGACACCACCUUCCAGCAGGCGUCGUACGGCUUCACCGUAUUCGCUAUUCUAGGGCCUAUAUGCACGUUCGGCCUAGUGGCGCUGGGUACGCUGUUCAACUCGUCAAUGACCUACCGCUGCUCAUCGGAAGACGGCGCAACCGCGCAGUGCAUGAAACCUCGGGUGAAGUUAGUCACGCGGCGCCCUGAUUACCAAAAGUAUUGA
Molecule: messenger RNA, 615 nt
Organism: Podospora pseudocomata
Lineage: Eukaryota; Fungi; Ascomycota; Sordariomycetes; Sordariales; Podosporaceae
Exons: 2
Coding region: 1-615 (204 amino acids)
Source: RefSeq, a predicted model, not a curated record